Messenger RNA from Macadamia integrifolia, 967 nucleotides. Its product is annotated as agamous-like MADS-box protein AGL80. Bases 68 to 676 code for a protein of 202 amino acids. NCBI's taxonomy places the organism in Eukaryota, Viridiplantae, Streptophyta, Magnoliopsida, Proteales, Proteaceae. The record is from RefSeq and is a predicted model, not a curated record. Gene Ontology annotation, molecular function: RNA polymerase II cis-regulatory region sequence-specific DNA binding; protein dimerization activity; DNA-binding transcription factor activity, RNA polymerase II-specific. Gene Ontology annotation, biological process: positive regulation of transcription by RNA polymerase II. The transcript has a single exon.
GAUAACCCCUCCUCGAUCAUCCCUCAUCUCCCUCGCCUUCUCCCUCUCAAAACUUCCACUACUAACCAUGUCUAGGAAGAAGGUUAAGCUUGAAUUGAUUGCUGACGAGGCAACAAGGAGAACCACCUUCAGGAAAAGAAAGAAGGGCGUACUGAAGAAGGUGAGUGAACUGAGCACCCUAUGUGGGGUGAAUGCUGUGGCCAUCAUCUACGGUCCUUGUGAUCCAAAUCCAGACUUUUGGCCGCCAUCCCCUUCAGAUGCCAAAGCCGUGCUCACGAGAUUCAAGAACUUGUCUGAGAUGGAACAAGCAAAGAAGAUGAUGAACCAACAAGAGUUCCUCAAGCAAAGGAUUGGAAAGUUAAAGGAAAAAUUGAAGUCACAGAUGAGGGAGAAUCAAGUAUUGGAGACCACCAAACUCAUGUAUGAUUGUCUUGCAGCUAAUAAGGAUUUGAAAGAUCUAAGCCUCGAGGCUCUAGGUGAUCUGGUAUGGCUCACUGAAAAAAGAAUCAAGGAGAUCCAAAACAGGAUUAAUGAUCUGAGGAGGAUCACUACUACUAUUGUUGGGGAUGAUGAUGAUGAUGGUGGUGGUGGUGGUGGUGGUGGUGGAGAAGCUAGUGGAAAGGACAAAACGGCAAUGGAGGCUCUGCUUUCUAUGGGAAUUGGGAAACCACUUUGAUUCAGAGAUUUGAAUUGAAGAAUAAAAAAUAUAUGGACAUAUCGGAUUUGAUUUGGUGGAAAUCAAAUUCUUAUGGUGACUUGUCUCGAUGGAUAAUAUUAGUUUCCGAUCCAAUCGUUUCAUUCCUUAAAAUAUCUAGGGUAUUUAUGUUUUGGUUUUAUUUUUUUUAAUUUUGGUAGAAAAAGGUUUUGUUUUAGGAGUCGAUUUAUAUAUUUUUUUUUUCUUGCUUGCUUAAUUAGGUUUGUACUGGUUUUGCAAUCCUGGAUCAAGAAAAAGUUUUCUUGUUGGAAA